CCUCGCAAAGCCCACUGGGAGUUGUAGUUUGUUGGGAGGCGAGGUCGUCGUGCCCGGCUGCCUUGGCUUGCGGUUGCUAUGGCGACCCCGGCCGGGCCGGGGUGUGAACACGUGGGGUGGGGAAGCCCGAGCAACCCUUCCCCGGCCCGGGAGAGAAGCAAAAUCGAGGCCCCGGCUCCAGGCGUAGCGCUAGGCCGCAGAUCCCGGGCAGGGCGGGUAUUUAAGCGCCCCUUGGCGGAGGUGGCCCCGCGUUUCCCCCUGGGCAGGGGAGACCCGGUCCGCGCUCUGGGCGGAGCCAUGUCGGCGGCGGCCUGGCUCCGGCUCUUGCUGCUGCUGGCCGGCGCCUCCUGCUGCUUGGGCGGGCUCCGCAUCUACCUGAGCAGCUGGGCGGUGAGGGUGCCCGCGGGGGCCCGGGAGGCCGAGCGCCUGGCCCGCAAGCACGGGCUGCUCUGCCUGGGGCAGAUAAUUGAAGGGGAACACUAUUACCAUUUCAAACACCGAGGCAUGGUGCAGGAAUCCCUGAACAGACACUGGGGCUGGCAUGUGUAUCUGAAAAGAGAGCCCAAGGUCCACUGGUUUGAGCAGCAAACACUGAAGAGGCGUGUGAAAAGAACCAUUGCUGUCGUGCCAACAGAUCCUUGGUUCCAUAAACAGUGGUACAUGAACAACGACGUCCAUCCAGACCUGAAUAUCCUCACGGCUUGGAGCAAGGGGUACACCGGCUUGGGCGUGGUGCUCUCCAUCCUGGAUGACGGACUGGAGAGAGACCACCCCGAUCUGUCUGCUAACUACGAUCCCCUUGCGAGUUAUGACUUCAAUAGUAAUGAUCCCGACCCACAGCCUCGUUACAAUGUCUGGGAUGAGAAUCGGCAUGGGACACGCUGCGCAGGAGAGGUGGCAGCUACAGCCAACAACAGACUCUGUGGAGUCGGUGUUGCCUACAAUGCAAAAAUUGGAGGUGUGAGGAUGCUCGAUGGUCCCAUCACUGACAUCGUGGAGGCUCAAUCCUUGAGUUUCCGCCCCCAACACAUUCACAUCUACAGCGCUAGCUGGGGCCCAGAGGAUGAUGGUAAAACUGUGGAUGGGCCUGGAAUCCUGGCCCUGGAAGCUUUCUACAAGGGGACAGCAAGUGGGCGCGGCGGCCUGGGUUCUCUCUUCGUCUGGGCCUCUGGCAACGGCGGCAUCCACUCCGACAACUGUAACUGCGACGGGUACACCAACAGCAUCUACACCCUGUCGGUGGGCAGCGCGACCGAGAGUGGCCAGGUGCCCUGGUAUAGCGAGGCCUGCGCCUCCACCCUCACCACCACCUACAGCAGCGGCACCAAGAGCGAGAAGCAGAUCGUGACAACUGAUCUGCGGCAUCGCUGCACCGACAAGCACACGGGCACCUCAGCCUCUGCCCCCAUGGCUGCAGGGAUGAUCGCGCUCGCUCUGGAAGCCAACCCAGCACUGACCUGGCGCGACAUGCAGCAUCUCGUGAUGAGAGCCUCCAAACCAGCCCAUCUGCAGGCAGAAGACUGGGCCCUGAACGGAGUUGGACGCAAAGUGAGCCACCAUUAUGGCUAUGGACUCCUGGAUGCUGGUGACCUGGUGGACCUGGCCAAGAAGUGGACUACAACCAGGCCCCAGAGGAAGUGUUCAGUCAAGGUUGUCUAUGCACCCCUGAGGAUAGGCUCAAAACUCACAGUCAGCAAAAAAGUCACCACCUGCAUCGGGAGGACCAGGCAUAUCCGCUCCCUGGAGCAUGUCCAGGUCCGCAUCUCUCUCAGCUACAGCAGGAGAGGGGAUCUGGCCAUCUCUCUGACCAGCCCAAUGGGAACCAAGUCCACCCUGGUGGCCAUCAGGCCAUACGACACCAGCAACCAGGGCUACAGGGAUUGGUCCUUCAUGUCCACGCACUUCUGGGACGAGGACCCACAAGGCACCUGGACGCUCUUCCUAGAGAACAAGGGAGAUGCCUACAACACAGGGUUCCUCACCAGCUUCAUCCUGCAGCUCUACGGAACGGACGAGGACAUGACGGCCAGGCAGGUAGCAGCCUCCGUUGUGAGCGAGUGCGUUAGGCGGGACUCCGAGGGAACGUGCGAGGAAUGCAGCAGCCCCUUCUAUGCGUUCCAGCACCUCUGUCUAUCCUACUGCCCUCCCCACUCUUACAACCGAUCCAGGAGGUCUCCCCGCCUGGAUGGGAGCCCACAUCCUGUCCAGGUCUGUGCCACCUGCCACCCGUCCUGCUACACGUGCCAUGGGGACACUGCCAACAACUGCACCGCUUGCCCCCCCUUCUGCACCUUCCACGAGCUCUCCCACUCCUGCUCCCCACCAGCAUACCCCUCCCUCUUCCCUAGCAAGCCUGCAGAGGGGCAGCACAUCGUCUUCCUUGUCCUGAUGAUCCUGCUGGGCGGGGGCCCUCUCCUCGUGGGCAUCCUCUGCAUCACCUGCCAUGGGAUGUCCCUCACCACCUCCUGGAGGCAGCGGAAGGGGCGCUGCGCUCUGCCCACAGCUGCUGGCGUGGCAGGGGGAAAUGAGACUGGGACCAGUGCUAACAUGAGAGGGGCUGCGUGCUUAAAUGAGCCAGGGCAGCUGCAGACUCCUGGGCCACCAGUGGAGGGCAGCACUGGCCACGUAGCCCAGACACUUCCUGCAGGCCAUGCUGCUUCCAGACUUAGAACCUGAGACCGCCCCUCCCCCCCCCCGUGAAAUAAAUCCACUAUUUUCAGUCAGAGCUGGUGCCUCCUCUCUUGCUGCAUGCAGGUUGGACUGGAGUAGCGGAACCAACCCCAUGGGCUACCAUGCCCACUGCAUUGGCUACCACUACCCUGCCCCUGCUGCAUCCCUGAGCCUCAGGGGCCAGAGAGUCAGGUGGGGGGCUCCAUGCUCCUCUGCACCUGUCCCUGGCUGUAGCUCAGCCAGCAUGGCUCCUGGGGGCCACUGCACUGGCCAAAGGGUUGGCCCAUUGCUACAGCAGCCCAGCAGGUGUUCAGUGUAUCACCUUCCCCAGCCCCAUGGGAGGGAGAGUGAAAACUGAUGAGUCGAGAGAGGAUUUUCCAGUCCCCUGUCCCUCUUCUUGCUGGAGGAGGGCGUUUGACACCUCAAAUGUCAGUUUAGCUGUGAGCCGAUGCAGCUUUGCAGGUGGGAGUGGGGGAAUGUUAAGCUGCUAGCUGUACAGCUUGGCACACAGAGCCCCAUGGGUCUCGCUAGGUAACGAAGGACCAAGCCUUGAUCUCUUCAGCCCAGAGCAUCAGAGGCCUUUAGGAACCUAAUGCCCAUUGAAAGCAAUUGCAGCUUGGUGCCGAAGGCUACUCUGUGAGGCUCUGGGCCUGCCCUCCUGCAACCAGCUCCCGCCAUGGCUUUGUGCUGCCAAAAUCCCUCAGUUGCGCCGAUCCCCCUUCCAGUAACAGAAGCGGCAGGGCCUGAAGAGGUAGAAACAAUAUUUUAUUUUUUUUCAGAGGUUUUUGUCCAGGUAGUUUCUUCAAGGACCCAGCUGAGCAGAGUGGUGGCCACUCUUGCUACACGUAAUGGCCUUUUUGUGCCGGAAGCAGCUGACCGGACCCUCAGCUUGGAUUUCAAGGGAGUUCUAGCAGCUGUGGAACUGGGCCCAGGCCUGCACAAUGGUUGUACAAGUAGAGGAGGGAGGCAGGUUUCUGUUCCACGAACAGAACUGAGGGGCUUGGCCUUGGAGGGAGCUUAGACUCAAGUCUCCCUUCUCAGAAUUCACAGUUCAGGUGCUGUCACCUCUGGGCAGAACAGAAGUGGGGAGUUACCUCUGCUCAGCCAGGAAAGGGAAUACUCCGUCCUGGCACUAAUCCUU
This is a messenger RNA of Dermochelys coriacea (leatherback sea turtle), 3811 nucleotides long. It is a transcript of the gene PCSK4, whose product is annotated as proprotein convertase subtilisin/kexin type 4. Gene Ontology annotation, molecular function: serine-type endopeptidase activity. The transcript has 15 exons. Gene Ontology annotation, cellular component: Golgi membrane; trans-Golgi network. Lineage: Eukaryota; Metazoa; Chordata; Testudines; Dermochelyidae. Bases 79 to 2676 code for a protein of 865 amino acids. Gene Ontology annotation, biological process: peptide hormone processing. The record is from RefSeq and is a predicted model, not a curated record.